Messenger RNA from Arctia plantaginis, 1284 nucleotides. NCBI's taxonomy places the organism in Eukaryota, Metazoa, Arthropoda, Insecta, Lepidoptera, Erebidae. The record is from the annotation of a GenBank genome assembly.
AUGGCAGUGUGCGACAAGUGGGUCGCCCUCAAGAUUGUGGAGUUUUUGAUGUGCGUUGCCUGCCUGGUGACUCUGAGGAUCUCUCAAGACGAUGAGGUGCGGCUGGCGUUGCUACUGCAGAAAAUGUCUCGCGAGUGGUCGCUGCUUACAUCCGUUACCUGGGACUCUGUGGGAGGGGCUUUUGCUGAUGCUAUUUAUGGAGGUUAUACAAUUAUAACUUUCGGCCUGAUAAUAGCAAGAGUGUUUCAAGAGAUACCGAGGGGCCGGCGGAUUCUGGAGGGGUAUUUCUUAGGGUUCGGGAUGCUGUUCUUUUUGAUUCUAGGUGGUCUAGAACUGGCAGCCUUAGAUUCUAUACCCCGGAAUCUCGUCGUGAACGCAUCCAUCCUAGGCAGUUUCUCGCUAUUCGUAGCCGCUUUAUUCCUAGUAGACCUUAUGGGUCCGAGGAUAUACACAGCCACGAACCAAUCUCAAACAGACCCGUUUUCAUCACCGAGCCCACAAAAAAAAGUGUCUAUAAUUUCAUCACCUACUUUAAAUGGACGUCCACCUACCGAAAAGGCGAACGGGGUUAGUGUAGUUGAUGGACACACACCUGCUGAAAGACCCAAAGAUUUAGAUUUAGAGAAGAAUGUACACGAGAAAGAUUCAAAAACCGAAGAACUUACCAUAUUCGAACAGUCCAAGAAUGGAUAUCCAAAGUUUGACGAUACACUUGAGAAGGACGAACUACAUAGGUCCAAAUUCGGAUCUUUACGCAACGGAAUGGAGUCUGGCAACUACGUACGUCUGUCCGAUCCUUUAUCCAUACCAGACAGAUUCCACUACGAGCAAGAACUAGCUAAGUUCAACGAAAAAUACCUUAGAGAUUAUCUAGACAAUUUUGCAGGCAAGUUAUCUGUCAAAGAAAACUAUUUACCUGAACCUCAAACGCCUGUGUUUGCGAAGGUGAAAACAGGACGGUUGCAUGGUUUAUAUGACGAAAUGUCGCCAAGUUUUGAACAGAAGCGGUCAAAAUCGCCAACUCCACCAACUAAAGCCAAGACUGUACCAGCCCCGACUUUGCAGCAACUCGAAGAUUACUUGCGAGGGUCGACAAGGUCCAAGAGGGCAGAUACACCAGCCUUGUUUCCUAUGGAGCCCAUAGUGGAGAAAGAGACUAACGACGCGGAAGGGAGAGCGUCGGGCACCCCUACAGAUCCGGGUUAUGUGCAAUACACUGCAGGCAGGUGGUCUGACAGGAAUCAAAGGGAUCUACGGACUCCGAGACAUAGUCCUACGAAGUAG